Aphanomyces invadans is the source of this 2089-nucleotide messenger RNA. RefSeq lists its product as hypothetical. Lineage: Eukaryota; Oomycota; Saprolegniomycetes; Saprolegniales; Verrucalvaceae. The record is from RefSeq and is a predicted model, not a curated record. The coding region runs from base 18 to 1484 and encodes 488 amino acids. The transcript is spliced from 4 exons.
AUUGCUGCGUCGGGACGAUGUCGCAAGGUACGGAUGGCGAGGGGUACGACGGUGGCCAGGACAGCAACAGCCUGGACGACACGUGGGAUGUGAUGAAGGAUCUGCAGUUCCUCAUUGCCACGGACGACCAGCUUCAAGACGAGCUCGCCCAAGUAUGGGAGAUUUUGGACUCGGAUCUCGGAGCACAGGCCCUCCUUCCAAGUCAGCCUUUCGUGGGUGAGACGGACUCGGACACAGUCGCGACAUCUCCUGCAUCAAGUCCACUCCGCACCUCCGCGCCAGUUGAAUGUGUAGAUCCAGACGAAACAACGAUACCGCCCCCGGCGUUGUCCAAGCGAGACGUGGAGCACCCCAAGCCGAAAGCCCAACGAUCGUCCGUGCGGCAACGUGAAGAAAUCCUCUUGUUACGACAACAGAUCGAAGAUCUCACAGCGAAGCUUCGUGCAAAGGAGACUUCCGCGGUUUCGACAACGUUCGACAUGACACUGUGGGAACGUACGGCCAAGCUCGAGUGCAUUGAGAUGAAGAAGGCGCUGCAGGAGAAUGAACAGCUUAAGGACGCCGUGUACCAGCAAGCAACCUUCAUCGAUCAGAUGCAGCGCGUCUUUCGCAAGAAGCCUCGCAUUGGGACCAACAUCGAUAUCCAUUCCGAGGAAUGGCAAACGUACAAACUGGCGGCUCAAGCAUCUCUGCGGGAAGCAGCGAUCCAUGCCAUCGCGGAUAGACAGUACCGCCGCAUGCAAAGCGCGUUCGUCAAGGCCGGGGUGUUUCACCGCGAGUCGUAUCUGUUUCACAUCAAAGCCAAUCCCCUGCCCGACAACUCGUACUCUCUCGACAUGAUCACACACCUUACGCUCGACGCCCCGUUCCGGCUGGUGGCGGCUCAGGCGUGGCAAGUAUGCAACGGCGAGCUGGCGAUCGACUUGCCGGAUGGCGCGACCGAGACCUUUGAACACAUCGACUUUUACACCGUGUACGGCAAGUUGAUUGCGCGCCCCAGUGGCGGCAUCCCAUGCCACUCCAACACAAUUCGAAAGUACUACGUCGAGGGAGAUCGCGAAGUGAUUGUGUCGCGCACGGUGCUCGAGGACGCCGCGAUGCCGCACAUGUCGAAAGGCGCUGUGGAAAACAGAACGAUGUGGUUGCAGGUGAUGCCGCUGCCAGACGACCCGAACCGAUGCCGGUUCACGAUGCUGCAGGUGCUCAUUUGGCCAGUUGAAGACCCCAUCAGGGACGACGAUGGGUUGGACGAUGUUGUCGAGGCCAUGAAGUACGUGUGCUUUGGUCACGAGCUCGCCCGCGCCGGUACUAUUCCAAUGGCUGCCCAGAUGGACCUCACGCAGCUGCCGUACCCGAGCAUGGGAGUAUUUGCCGAGCGCGGGCGGCGGUUCGUGCGGCUCAUCAAAGCCAAAGUCAACGAAGCGAUUGUAAACUUUAAUGCGCCGCCCCCCGUCGCACCACACGCUGCCCCGUCGACACAGUAGCGAUCAACCACCAAGGAAAAAACACAAUGCUGUACGCGUCAUUGCCCCCUUUCACGCAGGACACGUACCGACAACGCAAGGACGUGGUCCGCAAGGUGACAACUCGGUGAAGAAUAUGAAGCCCUCGUCUGCACAGCGUGUCAUUCCCUGAGCGAGCUUGCCAGGGUUGCUCUUAAACAAGCUAAGCGCACGUCGACGUGUCGGAGUCUGUGUUUGAGACAACACGGCAGUUGUCGCGCGGGAUUGAGACGCGUGUCAUGACGAGUUGAGUGGAUGUGGUUUUGCGUUGUACGCUCGAAUCGCUUGGUGAAUGGCAGCCUUGAGUUCCUUCUCAAACCGACUGCUGCGGUCGACGUAAAAGUGAAUGGCAGGAGAUGGCAAGUGUGUUGGGUGAAAGAGAUGGCCAACACCACCGGUUGCAACCGUGCCUCGCUCGUGCGAACGCAGCGCGAUCGUCACGUUCUCCAGCAUCGACGCCAGGGUGUCGCCGUCCUCCCGUGUCAUGAGGUUUUCCUGCGCACCCAAGUUGAUGUGGACAAGCAGCGUGAGCUGGCACGCAUGGUGCGACAGAGGGACGACUUGCAGCCUACCCACCCACGUCAGCC